CCAUGUGAUGAAAUUGAGAUUUCCCCCAAAUUUCCUUUACAAAACAAACAAAUCAAUAAGGACAAUCCCUCUUCUUUCUCUCUCGCUCACUCUCAGAUAGAUCCUUCGAUCAAUCUUCCGCUAGCGCUCCAGAUUCUCCACUCCGUUCUCCCCCAUUAACGAUCGGCGAAAAAGCUUCCGAAAAAUGAGCUCCCUCUGCACGGCGAGCUACUGCAUCAGCGACGCCGGCCGUCCGCCGCGGGGCGCGUACAUCAACCUCCACAGUUGGACGGAUUCGGACGCGGAGAUCGCCAAAUCGGCGAGUUCGCGAGCGAGGCGGCGAGUUCUGGUGGCCGAUGGAGUGUCGUGCAGGCAAAUGUACUUGCGGAGCUACAAAUUCUCGAGGAAGGAAUCGGUGCCGGAGAAAACGAGGCGGUGUUUGGGGAGAGUGAAGGAGAAGAUAGGCGAGAGAAAGAGGAGAAGAGGCGUUAAGAGUAGGAAUCGGAAGAGGAAGUGUUUGAUCUGGAAUUGGAGGAAGAUGAAGGAAUUUUCGUGCAGUUGUAUUCUGUUUGGGAUUUUUCGGAGGAUUUUGUCGUGUGCUGCGAGUGUAGAUGUUGUGGAGCACAGCACUGGAAGAAAUUAAAUGGUAAUCGCUUCUGAGUUUCGAAUUUGCUCUGUUCUUGUUCUUCAUCUUUCUUCUUCUUCUUCUGAUUUUGAUCUGAAUUUCGCUUGCUCUCUCUCUCUACAAUGAACUUAAUUCCAUUACUUGUCUCUCUCUAAGAAUUGUAUUUAUUUCAUCUCUCAACUUAUAACAAAGUUUCAA
Molecule: messenger RNA, 802 nt
Organism: Momordica charantia (bitter melon)
Lineage: Eukaryota; Viridiplantae; Streptophyta; Magnoliopsida; Cucurbitales; Cucurbitaceae
Source: RefSeq, a predicted model, not a curated record